AUGGCUGAGGCGUUGGUAUCUCUACGAGUCGUCAAGACCAUAGUGGGUCUCCUAGGCAUCAUUGGUAACUGGUUGGUGUGUGUUGUCAUCUAUCGUGUCCGCUCCAUGCACACCCUGACCAAUGCCUUCAUCGCCAACCAGGCUGUGGUUGAUUUCCUGGGCUCCUUGAUGCUUCUGUUAAGCAGUAACGUCCCCACCCCGUACCCCUUGGACCAAGAUCUUGCCAGUUGGCUGCUGUGUCGCCUCUGGGUCUCCGACAUCCUCGUCUGGGCUUUCUUCACCGCCUCCACGUUCAACCUGGUGGCGCUGACCCUCGAGCGCUAUUACGCCAUCGUGUUCCCGUUCCGCUACCAAAGGAACUUUCAAUCCUGCAAAGCCACAGUGGUGAUAGCCUGCGUGUGGGUCUUUGGUAUGGCUACCUGCGCGUACGGCAUUGUGAUUCACGUCAUUAACGAAGGCGGGCGAUGUGUGCAGAUCGCGGUGCCAGGGGCUCACGCCAUUGGUGUACUCUACCUCUGCAUGCAAUACUUCCUACCGGCUUCGGUUAUGUUCUUUGCCUACUCGCAUAUUGCCAUUGUUCUGAAGCGUAACGCGACCCGUGUGGGCCCUAUGCAGGCGCGUCGCCAGGACAGGGCUGGUGGGUCCGUCAGCGGCCAGCCAGCGGGGGAGGGAGCGGGCGACGCGAUGCUUCGCGCCCGUCGGAACACCAUCAAAACCCUGGUGCUCGUUUUCGCCGUCUACGUCGUGUGCUGGACCCCAAGCAGCGUCAUCUUCUUCAUGUACAACUUCGGCUGGCCCCUUGAUUUCAGAGGCGCCCUGUACAUCAUCAGUACAUCGAUGGUAGCCAUCAACUCGUGCGCUAAUCCGUUCAUCUAUGCCCUCAAGUACCAGCAGUUCAGGCGUGGCGUCAGGAGCAUGUUGGGCCUCACCCAAGACGCUGGACAGGAGACUACCGCCCACGAGAUGCAUUCGUACUCUACUGGUUCCACUGCCGCUGGAACCGUCUCAGCGCAAUGCCCUUAG
This is a messenger RNA of Patiria miniata (bat star), 1023 nucleotides long. RefSeq names its product galanin receptor 2b-like. Gene Ontology annotation, biological process: G protein-coupled receptor signaling pathway. Lineage: Eukaryota; Metazoa; Echinodermata; Asteroidea; Valvatida; Asterinidae. Gene Ontology annotation, molecular function: G protein-coupled receptor activity. The record is from RefSeq and is a predicted model, not a curated record. Gene Ontology annotation, cellular component: membrane. The coding region runs from base 1 to 1023 and encodes 340 amino acids. The transcript has a single exon.